This is a messenger RNA of Girardinichthys multiradiatus, 4406 nucleotides long. RefSeq names its product klotho beta (gene klb). The record is from RefSeq and is a predicted model, not a curated record. The coding region runs from base 316 to 3468 and encodes 1050 amino acids. The transcript is spliced from 6 exons. Gene Ontology annotation, biological process: fibroblast growth factor receptor signaling pathway; carbohydrate metabolic process. Lineage: Eukaryota; Metazoa; Chordata; Actinopteri; Cyprinodontiformes; Goodeidae. Gene Ontology annotation, molecular function: fibroblast growth factor binding; hydrolase activity, hydrolyzing O-glycosyl compounds; fibroblast growth factor receptor binding.
UCUGUUGCGGAAGGGCAUUACUGGCAACUUGCUUGGAUUUAAGUCAACCUUUCCAUGUGUGAAUGUUAUGUCGCAGGGAGGGGCUGAGUGGGAGCAGAAGUACAUAAUGGGAGAGACAGAUAGGGCAGACCGGCCAGGUUGUCAGAUAGACACGGCAGCGCAUUGAGGCUUCCAAUGUCCGUCUCUGUUGGUCCUUCUAUUAUCCUUUCACCUACCAUGGAUCUAUCAGCUGGAGGGGGAUAUAUUAUGGUAAAACUAGCAGCUGACUGACACCUGCUUAUUCCCUUCAAAGUGGAUUGUCAAGACUCCUUCAGCAUGCUGAACCUUCCCUCCCAUCCCACACGCCUUUUGGUUUCCCUUCUACUGUCGGUGUUUCUUUGGAACUGGGCAGCCUGUUCUUCUGGGGAUGGCAGGAGUAUCUGGGAGAGACCUAAAUCGAGCCCCAUUACCAAAGACCAGUUAUUUCUUCAAGACACUUUCCCCCCAGGGUUCCUCUGGGGCUCAGGUACAUCAGCCUUCCAAACUGAAGGAGCCUGGAACCAGGAUGGGAAAGGCAUCUCCAUUUGGGACCAUUUCACCCACUCCUCCGUCAGUGAUCGUUUUCAAAGAGAGACUGCAGAUGUGGCAAGUGACAGCUACAACUGCUGGGAAGAAGAUGUGGAGGCACUGGGUUAUCUAGCUGUGAGAUCAUACUCUUUCUCCCUCUCCUGGCCUAGACUUUUCCCUGAUGGCAAUGCCACCGGGGAGCCCAAUGCAGCUGCUGUAGAUCACUACAGCCGCCUCAUAGGGAAGCUCCUGGAAAAGAAAAUUAAGCCUAUUGUGACUCUAUAUCACUGGGACCUACCACAGGUGUUCCAGGAUCAAUAUGGAGGCUGGAAAAAUGACACGUUAGUGGAGCAUUUUGAGCAGUAUGCGGCGUUUUGUUUCCACACGUUUGGGAGUCGUGUAAAAUACUGGCUCACAAUGCACAACCCAUACCUAGUGGCCGUGCAGGGGUACGGAAAGGGCAUGCAUGCUCCUGGAGAAAUAGGGGGUCUCUACAGCUCUCUUACUGUAGCCCACAACCUGAUUAGGGCACACGCCAAAGCAUGGCAGACCUACAACAGUCACUUCCGCCCAACUCAGAAGGGUAAAGUAUCCAUUGUUUUAGGUUCACACUGGGUUGAACCUCACAGAGGCCAGUCCAAAGCUGCCACUGCUGCACUCUGUCAGCAGUCCAUCGAGGCAGUUCUUGGAUGGUUUGCUGAGCCUAUCUUUGGUGACGGAGACUAUCCAGUCUCUCUUAAAACAAAGCAUGCGGCUCUCAUGCCCACAUUCACCCCUGAAGAGAAGCUCUGGGUGCAGAGAACAGCAGACUUUUUUGCUUUGUCAUUUGGGCCAGACAACAUCCGUCUGGGCCAGAGCCUGGUACACAAUGGGCAGCGCAUCACCCCAGACCUGCGAAGUCUCCUGGGCUGGAUAAAACUGGAGUAUGGGAACCCAAGGAUCCUGGUGGCAGAGGGAGGCUGGUUCUCUGACGCCAGUGUUGGAAGAGAAGACACGAUUGCCAUCUAUCUGAUGAAAAGUUUUAUCAACCAAGUCCUAAAAGCCACCAAGUUUGACGGUGUGCAGGUGUUUGGAUACUCAGCCUGGUCAUUGGUGGAUGGAUUUGAGUGGAAUUAUGGCUAUGGUAUUAGAAGAGGUCUUUUCUACAUCGACUUCAAUCAACCAAACAGAACCAGGAUCCCAAAGACCACAGCUCAGUACUACAAGCAAAUUGUCACUGACAAUGGUUUUCCAAGCAAUGAAACCCCAAUAGAGGUUAAAGCUCAUUUUCCAUGCAAAUUUCACUGGGGAGUUGCAGAUUCCACGUUGCAGGUCCGGUUCCACCCUUUCUCCCCACAGUUUUCCGACUCUCACAUAUAUAGCUGGAACCUGACAGGAGACGGAUCACUGCGUCCAAUCCCAGGGGUGAAGCUAAACACCAGACCAGCCCAGUGCACAGAUUAUCUGGCUAUUCGCAGUCAUCUCCGCCUGUUUGCAUCCACCGGGGCAUCUCAUUACCGCUUCGCUCUUAACUGGUCUCUGAUUUUACCCGAGGGAAGCCGCUCGAGUGUAAACACGGAAGCCCUGAGGUACUACCGCUGUGUGCUGACAGAGCUCAAGAAGCUAAACCUACAACCUAUUGUCAUCAUGUACUACCCAUCACACAGAGCUCCGUACCUGGGUUUGCCUGGGCCGCUGCAUGCCUCUGGGGGUUGGAUGAGUUACGGCACAGUUGAAGCUUUUCAAGAAUAUGCAGCACUUUGCUACCAAGAGCUGGGAACCUGGGUUCAAAAUUGGAUCACCAUUAAUGAGCCAAACAGAAUCAUAGAUAUUUAUUCCAACAUCACAGAGAGGCAUCAAGCAGCUCAUAACCUGCUUCUAGCCCAUGCCAAAGCCUGGAGGUUACAUGAGAGGGAGUAUUUUGCUGAACAGCGAGCGCUGGUAUCUCUUGCUCUACAUGCUGAUUGGGCAAAACCAGCUAACCCUUUCCUAGAGUCACAUACAGCGGCAGCUGAAAGAUUUCUUCUGUUUGAACUUGGACGUUUCUUGGAUCCACUGCUUGGGACAAUAAAUGAGAAGAAAAAGGGGAAGGGGAAAUACCCCCAUGAAAUGAGGGUAUACCUGGAGGAAAGAGCAAAGGUAUAUGGCCUCCCUAAAUCGCCUCUUCCUCGUUUUACCAACAAUGAGAGACAGGAGCUGAAGGGGGCAUUGAGUUUCAUCGCCUUGAAUCAUUUCACGACACGUUUAGUUUCUCCAAAUCCUCACACACAAGACACCCUCCAAAAGAAACCAGCACCCGAUCAUGACUGUCUGACCCUUUUAGACCCCACCUGGCCUUCCUCCAGCCAGGGUCAGGCUGUGGUACCCUGGGGCUUACGGAAGGUGCUGAAAUGGGUGAAUCAGAGGUACGGCAGAACUUUGCCUAUCAUUGUCACAGCCAGUGGGAUUGAUGACCAAGCUUCAGUUGAGGAUAACCUCAGGCAGUAUUACCUCAGGAGUUAUCUGCAGGAAGCUCUCAAAGCUUAUCAAGUUGAUGGAGUCAACUUGCAGGGUUUCUACAUGUGGAAGCUCCAAGAUCGGCAUGCCCCCGAGUUUGGCCUCUUCACCUCAACCCAGCACCAAUCCAAAGCCAAGGCCUCCGUUGCAUUGUACAGAGAAAUUAUCGCUCACAGUGGCUCUUAUAACAGUAGCUCGACACAGCCAUGCAGAUUUACUGAGCAGCAGGAAAAAUGUCCAACCUGUGAGUGGAUGUUCAAGAAUAAACCAAUGGUGGUUUUUGGGGGCUGCCUUCUAAUAACGUCUGCAAUGCUGGCUGCGCUUGUCGUCUUUGUCGUGAUCAACAAGAGGAAUCAAAGACAUCAGACAGGAAUGAAGAAGAGGAGAGGAAAUCAACGGAGACGAAAUAAAGCACCAGCAAAUUAUUUAUGUCCUGCUGUAAGGUAGUAACAGUAGCAAGGACUGAUGCUGUAACCUGUACUGGAAAGUGCAGAGAAGAAACAUAAAAUCAACUUGUGAGUCUUUCAUUAGCGCCUGCAUUUCUUGCAGUUCCAAAUGAGUUUACCUGCAAUGUGUCACAAAACAUGUCACAACAAAUGGUCUCAAACAGAGUCAUACUAUAAAGAAUGUACACCCUCUGUUUAAACUGUUUCAUGUUUGUCACUCUGCAGACACAAACUUCAAUGUGUUGUAUUUGCAAUCAAAUCUAAAAAAAAAAAAGCACCUUUAAAUGCUAUCACAGCUGCAGGUCUUCGGGACAUCUUUGCACUGCUGGAAACUGAAAUGUUUGCCCAUUUUUCUAGACAAAAUAGCUUAAAAACCCAGUCAGAGUGGAUGAAGAGGGUCUGUGAACAUACAUUUUUAAGUCUUGUCACAUAUUCUCAAUUGGAUUUAGUUUUAGAACGGGGCAAUGUAAACACAUAUAUGUGCUUUAGACCAUUUCAGUGCAGCUUUGGGUUGUAGUUGUUCUUCAAGGUGAACCUCUGCCCUGUCUCAAGUCUUUUGUAGUCUCUAUCGGGAUUUAUUCCAGGACUGUCCUGUUUUAAAAUCCCUCUAUCUUCCCAUGAAGUCUAAUCAGCUUCCUUAAAAAAGCGUCCUCACAGCAUGAUGCGGCCAGCAAUGUCUGUCAUGUUUUGUAUUGAAGUUUGUGCUGAAAACAUGACCAAAUGUGAAAUUGUUGAAACUUUAUUAUUCGAGCUUUACAUUUUUGUGCAAUCUCAGAGUACUAGAUACAUACAAAGUAUGUAAAAGUGUAGCAUUUAAAGAGAUGUUUGUUUUAAUUUACCAUUGUACAGAACAGCAAAAUGUUAACUAUACGUGUUGCUGUUUGACAAAUCCUAAAAAAAGAUUUUAACAGCUUACAAUAAACGAACAGUUUACUAUAA